Hydractinia symbiolongicarpus is the source of this 4343-nucleotide messenger RNA. Its product is annotated as 2',3'-cyclic-nucleotide 3'-phosphodiesterase-like. Gene Ontology annotation, biological process: cyclic nucleotide catabolic process. Bases 1607 to 2908 code for a protein of 433 amino acids. The transcript is spliced from 4 exons. NCBI's taxonomy places the organism in Eukaryota, Metazoa, Cnidaria, Hydrozoa, Anthoathecata, Hydractiniidae. Gene Ontology annotation, molecular function: 2',3'-cyclic-nucleotide 3'-phosphodiesterase activity. Gene Ontology annotation, cellular component: cytoplasm; membrane. The record is from RefSeq and is a predicted model, not a curated record.
UAUCGUUAUUACCAGCGGGUUAUAUAUUUACACCUUAUGUGCGAUUUCUAUGCAGUACAUCCCUAAUUUUUUUAGUUAAAUUUUAGCGUACGGCCACGUCAUAAGAAAGUGACCCGUGAUUUCCGUGUCGUGGACUCACAGUUUUACUCACGCAAGGGAAUUAAUAUAUAAGAUGGCUUCUCGAGUGCUGCAGAAACUGCUGAACAACCAUGGACAAACAAUACUUUCACUUGUGUCGGUAAACGAACCAGCGCUGUGUAAUGUUUUUCAGACAAGGGGCCUCAAAAAUAAACUGCUUUUUAAGAAGAGUAAAAAAAGAAAAAUGAAAGUGCGAGAUGGAAAGGAAUACACUGUUGAUCAUCUGUACUGGGAUCGUUAUUUUCAAGAAAAUCCUGAAAUAUUGAGGGAACGAGAAGCAAUGAAUUUGAAAAGUACAAAAACAGCUGGAAAAAGGCCGCUUUCACCGAAAAAAAUAUUUGAUACACUAACUACAAGUGAUAGAAGACUGGCUUAUGCUGCUGUUUUUUUUCUGGUUAGUGGAUUCAUAGCAAUGAAAGUUACGUUUUCAUAAUACCAUGUGUGUGAUCACAAAUGAAAUUGGAUGGUUCAUUACCAUAACAGCAGGAAAGAUAUGGUUAUCAUUUUCGAAAGAUAACAAGAAGUGCAUCGAGUACAGAUGAUAUGAACUGUAUAGUUUUGCAAAGUAGAUGUUUUAUUGUCAUUAAUUAAUUUACUUUUAUAUGAAGUUAUUUACCAUAGUGCACAUCAAUAAAUUGAGGAUUGAAAGAUGAUGUAAUACCUAAUUUUAUGUGUUAUAAUCCUACUUGAUUAGACUGGGUUUCCACUGUUAGUUGACUGUAUUGUAAAUACAAAGAAAAUGAAAACAUAUCUCAAGCAUAUAGUAAAUAAUACGGGAGACUCUAAUUUAUAUUUUCAGUUAAUACACACUUGCGUCACAGUGAAAAUGCAUGGACUGUUCCAAACCAAAUUUUGAAACUUUAUGUUGUGAAAGUAAUCUCUACUUUAUGAAAGAAUCUUCAGUAAGAUAAAGUGUUUCCAAGUUACGACAAUUCUCAAAAUUAGAAAACUUUAAAUUAUAAAAAGUUGCAAAUUAAUUAAAAAAGCAGCAACAGUUUGACGACUGUCAAGUUAUCAUCAGGAAAACUAUUCUGCGUGAUUUUUACUUGUUUUUAGAGUUUGCAUUUCUCAUAUUGUGAAUGUAGAAGCUUGAUUAUAUAAAUCAUAUAAAUUUUACUCCUUUGAUAUUUGACUUUCAAAUACAAUACACUAAGUUCAAAGGUUAUGAACCUAUCCCUAUAUGGGCUUUUGAACGUUACAUUGCCGUAUAAAAACUGAUCAAUUGUUGAUUUACUGACUGCACCUGAUGUUCUUGUAUCUCAACACAAUCGGUUUGUUCAUUUAGUAAAUAUUAAAGAUGGUUAUGAUGACUGCUUAAAGUGUAUUAAUGAUGGAUAAACAAAAUUGUAAUGUGUUAUAACAUGAAUACGCUUUUGUAUGAUUUUUCACUUGGUGGUUUCUAAAAAUCCGAAUCUAACAAGAUUACUAUGUAGAUGAGUGGUUCCAGCACUACCGUUUCCAAAAAGUUAUGUCAAGACAGAAUCGAUCAGUUCGUAAUAGACCAACAAGUAACCAGACAUCACAGUUUUCUUUUUCUGAACCUGUUUGGAGGGAUGUUAAUGUGAUUAACUUUUGCAAGAAUAAUCAUGUCAUGUAUAUAAUGAGAGGCAUACCUGGAUCUGGAAAGUCCACGUUAGCUCAAAGCAUAAAAGAACAAUAUCCUGCGGGAAAGGCAGUUAUCUGUUGUGCUGAUGACUUCAGAUAUAAUGAGUCUGGACAGUAUGUAUGGAGUCAAGACACACUUCGUGAAUCUCACAGUUUAUGUGAAAAUAAAGCUGAUGUAAAUUGUCGAAACGGAACUAAUGUUAUCAUUAUAGACAAUACCAACAUAAGGAAGCGUGACAUGAUGAAAUAUUUCCAAAUGGCUCACAGCUACGCCUACAUAGUAACUGUUGUUGCAACCACUGAACGACGGCUCCAUGUACUGGCUAAUCGAAAUCAACAUAAUGUCCCCAGACAUCAGAUUGCGAAAAUGAUCAAUGAAUUUGAAAAUAUCAUCGCUUAUUAUUACGCAUGGAAAAUCGGUAGAAAAGAAACCAGUGACAUCAAGAAGAUGGUCAAACGAAUUUUAAGAAGUUGCCUUAACGCACCUAUGUUUCAACAGUUUCUUGGAAAUGGGAGAUAUGUUCAAAUUAACCAGAUUUACUCUACGUAUCAUUCAAAAACGUUUUCUUCGAAUGCAGACACGUCUCAUGUGACCACGUGUUAUACGAACGAAGGAAUAAUACCAAACGCACAGGUUUAUGCGUUUUCACACACAGUGAUGAAGUCGCUAGGGUGUGUUCAUCAGCUUAAUAUCAUUGGUUUGUGCGUUACAUCAAAAUGUUUGUUGGCUAGGGUGUUGCUGACGGAAGAACAGAAAAGGUAUUGGGGUCGAGAUGAUUCAAUGGAUGAAGAUAAAAAUGCUUUGUGUGUCGAACUAAAAGAUGACGUCGGUUUGAUUGGUGCUUUUCAAAGGUUGGGCGUCGGCCAUGUCGCGGAGAAAAUCUCAGGGUUUAUCCAAAACAUGGACGGGUGCUUUCUUUUGCCGAAUUUCGGUAUCGGUUGUACUGCUCAUAUUACUAUUGGUGUUACUGGUAACACAAAGCCAGUGGUCGCUAAAAACGACCUAAAACAGAUUGUUUUGUUAGAGCUCAAUGAAAAACCAAGAGCGGAAUGGAAACUAAAAACUUGUCUAUUGCGUUGUUAUGGUGAUGAUAUUUGGGUGGUGUAUUUUAAGAAACCUUUCAUUGUUGCAGGAAUGUUUACAGGCGUGUUUUGUCAACGCUGAAAGAUGGUAUGUUUAUAUAUCUUUUCUGCUUAAAAAACUGUGACAGUUUAUUUCCUGUAGGAACCGAGAAUUAGUUUUGCAUUGUAAGCUGAUUGUAACUGAAGCUUACAAGACUUGCGUCACACUUUUCAGUUAGAUAACAAGCUAAACUCUUAUACGCCCAGAAUCACUACAAUACUCAGUGGUUCGGGAUUUCUCGUAUUAAUAUGUAAGUUCUCACGAUACAACUGAAAAAUGGGGUUUACCAACAAACCGGGUGAAAUUGCUAGCGGUUAUUAAGAAACGUGUUCUACUGUAAGAAUUUUUUUCCUGAAAUUUUGCUCAAAAUUAGCUCGGGUAUGAACUGAUUCGAAGUAUUUUAACAAAAAUAUUUAACUUAAAGCACAAAAUACGAAGUGCUUCCUGUUGGCGAAGCUUUUAAGAGAUUGCAGAGUAGAAAGCGGUGUGUGGUUGUUUUAAAAUUUUAACUGUAUAUUUUUGCAAAUUUUUUUGUCAUUUUUGUCACUAAUAUCUGGUUUAAAUUUGAGGAAAAAUGUCAGCGUCAGAAAAUGACGAUGCUGAACGAGUAAAUCCAUUUAAGUUUUCCUUGACUACGCAUUUUUAUAAUAUUUGCUGUGGAGAUAAAAUCAUUUUCAUCUUUAGUUUUGUGUACUAUGAAGAUUUAAUAUCGUUUUGAUAUUUCGUUUUAUGUGCUAUGGAGAUUAAAUAUCAUUUUCAUGUUUCGUUUUGUGUAUUAUGGAGAUAAAAUAUCGUUUUGAUAUUUCGUUUUUUGUGCUAUGGAGAUAAAAUAUCGUUUUUAGAUUUCGUUUUAUGUAUUAUGGAGAUAAAGUAUCAUUUUCAUGCUUCGUUUUAUUAUGCUAUAAUAGUCUAUAUGCACAAAAAAAAUUUGCAUAUAAUUGAUUUUCUGAAGUACACGAUUUUAAAUGGUUUCAUAAACUUGUUUGUUUGAGUACGUCUCUUAAAAUUUUAAAAAUAUUCAGUUUUUACAAUAACAAGAAAAGUUUAGCAGUUUUAUGAGAUUUAAAUAUUUCGUUCAUUUUAAUUUAUUUAUUUUACAAAAUGUCAUUUUAAUAGUAAGCGCAUCUCGUUGCUGAUAUUUCUUGAUAAAUUUCACCUGUUAUUUUAUCUCCAAGUUCGAUGUCCACUUUGUAAGACCAAUGUAGAAAAAGUCUACCAGAAUUACCGAUUGUUCUACAAAUUUAAUUUAUAAACCGAAAGUUUUUUUGGAUUGAAUAGCUAACUGGCAUCGUAUUAUGGCGGUAAUUUAUUUUGAUGCAAGCUGGUUUUACAAAAUUUCAGACUUGGAAAUUUUUUGUAUUAAUUGUUUUGCGUGUAUAUACUGUGUAAAAAGUAGAUUUAGAUAUUUUAGUAUUAGAUAAAAUUAUUUUAUGGAUGUAUAUCGACGGAUAUAGUAAAAAGAUGUGAUAAUAAUUAA